Molecule: messenger RNA, 474 nt
Organism: Staurois parvus
Lineage: Eukaryota; Metazoa; Chordata; Amphibia; Anura; Ranidae
Source: the annotation of a GenBank genome assembly
AUGGGCCCCUGUACCGCCUCCUCUUGCUGCUGCCAGGCCCGUAAUCUGCCAUGGGCCCCCGUACCGACUCCUCAUGCUGCUGCCAGGCCCGUAAUCUGUCAUGGGCCCCUGUACCGCCUCCUCAUGCUGCUGCCAGGUCCAGAGUGUCUCAUGGGUCCCUGUACGGCCUCCCAUUGCUGCUGUCUCCAUCGCCACACUCUGCCAUGUGCCACUUUCAGGUCUCCUCACACUGCUGGUGGGUUCCAUUUUGUCAUAGGGUGCUGUAUGGCCUCCCAUUGCUGCUGCCUCCACCGCCACACUGUGGCUCCACACUCUGGUUUUGGCCCCGUGACUGCCCAAAUGAGUGAAGUGUGCGGUGAUUCUAAGAUCGACGGCACUCAUCUGCAUGUCAUACUGACUGACAGUAUUAUUUCUCUUCCCCAGCAGACUCCAAGGGCAUUUAAAUUAAAGGUACAGUGUUCUGCACUAAUAUAA